Lottia gigantea (owl limpet) is the source of this 423-nucleotide messenger RNA. RefSeq lists its product as hypothetical. Gene Ontology annotation, cellular component: cytoplasm. NCBI's taxonomy places the organism in Eukaryota, Metazoa, Mollusca, Gastropoda, Lottiidae. The transcript has a single exon. The record is from RefSeq and is a predicted model, not a curated record. The annotation marks the transcript as partial. Gene Ontology annotation, molecular function: protein serine/threonine kinase activity; ATP binding. Gene Ontology annotation, biological process: protein phosphorylation; intracellular signal transduction.
CACGGUUCCCUAAAUUCCGAGAAGUCCAAGAAAAUCUUCAGACAAAUUGUUGCUGCAGUUUCCCACUGUCAUCAACAAGGAAUCGCUCACCGAGAUUUGAAGCUAGAAAAUAUCCUCUUGACCCAGACGAGUCAGGUCAAGUUAGCUGAUUUUGGAUUCAGCCGACAAAUGACAACCAGUGAUCUUUUCAGCCAAACAUUCUGUGGUAGUGUAGCUUACACUGCUCCUGAAGUCUUACAGGGAAAGAAGUACAGCCCAUUCCAGUCAGAUGUCUGGAGCAUGGGAGUCCUUUUAUAUGCCAUGUUUGUUGGUCGAUUACCAUUCGACGAUUCAAAUGUGACAAACCCUUACCACCCCAUUGUCAUGAGAUCACAUACCCUUACCAUCCCAGGAUCAUCAGAUCUCAUACCCUUACCACCCUAG